GUGUGGGAAAACAUCAGGGUACUCGCGGAGAUGCCUACAGAAAAAUAUGCGUUUGCAUAAAGUCCCGGGCCCUGCUUAUGAUACACCAUGUUUUUUUACACCCCAGUGCGCUUUAGCUUGGACUUUAGUAUAAGCUUGCAAUCUGGAUGUUUACCAACGUGGUCAUUCGUAGUUGAGCUCGAUGACCGGAUUGCUGUGACUGAAACUUAUUGUUGAUGUUCAUGAUCAGAAGAUGUGCUCACAAACGUACAUCCUGCCUAAUAUGGACGAGGCGAGCACUACGCCGUGCAAGGCCUCCUUGUUUGGUGCCAGUCACGUGUCCUUGCCCCUGGAAGACGCCCGAGAUGAGACGUCAGUGUUCCUGCGGUUUCGAACGGGUCGCUCGGAUGCCAUCUUGUUUUUGGCAGCUGGUCCAGACGACUAUUGUCUAUUGGCCCUGGAAGCUGGAGCCCUCAAGGUGCGCAUUGAACUGGGAGCUGGUGAAGCCACACUGUUCAGUUCCAAAGGUUUGCGGCUCGAUGAUCAGAUAUGGCAUCAGGUAGCGUUGGAAAGGCGGGGAACUGAGGUGAUCCUAUUGGUGGACCAACUGCACGAGACCCAGACUACACUGCCUGGACAUUUCAUGCAGUUGGACGUCAAGUGGGGAAUCUUCGUUGGAGGCCUCGGAGACUUUGAUGACAUUUUCCUCGGUCACAUGGAAAACUUUCGAGGUUGCAUAGCAGACGUCAUGUUCAACGAUGUUGACGUCAUGGAAAUGGCUUCAUCAUCUCCAGAAGCUUCGCUGGAUGUCACUUGGGGAGUCUGCAGUGAGGAGUUCCUGGCAACGCAUGACCGAGCCAUUAGCCUCAUUGACUCAGACGCAUUCGUAGCCUUUCCUUGUUUGAGCGCUAGGACAGGCGGCGGCAUAUCGUUGGAACUGCGAACCCAGUCAGAAUUUGCCUUGGUGCUCUACAAUGCUGGUCCAGCUGCCAUGGAUGACUUUGUUGCUUUGGAAAUUGUAGAAGGGCGUCCCAUCGCAUCCAUCAACCAGGGGAAUGGGGUUGUCAGCGUGGAGAGUAAGCGGACAGUAAGCGAUGGCUCAUGGCAUCGGGUGAGUCUCCACUUCAGCCCUACGCACAUAGAGCUCACAGUGGAUGACUCUUCGGAAACACUUCGAACGGGUUUGGGUCACAACCAGUUCUUCGAUCUAUCCGGGUUACUUUACAUGGGUGGCGUCGACCUCAAUGGAAGAUCACGUGCCAUCAACCAGCAUGGACUUCAGGUUGAGACGUCACUAGAAGGCUGUCUACGUUCCAUCCACGUGAACGAUGUCCUGCGAGGACUUCCCGACGUAAGGGUGACACGAGGGAUUCUGCCAGACUGCCAGUGGGAAUAUCCCUGCCAAAGGUCUCCAUGUGUUCCUCCAGCACACUGCACACAGCACGGCUUGGAUGGAUUCCGUUGUAUCUGCGAUGGACAGGACGUGUGCGUACGGGACAAUUCGACAUCGCUCAUGCCACCACCACGAGAAGUGUUAGCCUUGACGCCACUGCACGUAGCUGAAGGUGGCAGUGACCUCGUGUCAACAGAACACAUUCGUGUUCAGCUGGACUAUAACGAAUAUGGCGUCUCGGAUUUCGGGGUUCUCUUCCACGUACUGGACCCGCCAAAGCAUGGCAUACUCGAGAUCGAAGUCUGGCACCGUGAUGUGGCUGAUUCCGUUUUCACAUUGGCUGAUUUGGCUACUAAUAAGGUCCGUUACACCCACGAUGGCUCCGAGGAGCACCGGGACUCAGCUGCUUUGGAGCUCGAAUUUCGAUCGAGAAGUUUCCGUCUACCUGCCUUUCUCGAAGAACGCUAUCAAUUUCUGCUCCAUAUCGUCAUUUCACCGGUCAACGAUGCUCCCAGAGUCAAAGUGGCUCCUGGAAAGGUCCUUCGACUCGCAAAAGGUACUAAAAAGGUCUUAACUGCGGACCUUCUCGAGACGGCUGACGACGACACGAGUCCGUCGGAGCUUGUGUACACUGUCCUCAACCUGGGAGAGCCUGAUGUGCACGGUUACCUGGAGCACUCUAAUGCCAUUGGAAAGUCCAUAGAAACAUUCACGCAGGAAGACAUCGACAACAGGCACAUCAGUUAUGUCCACCAAGGAGAGACAGAAGGCCGAUUGGCCCUUCGAGUGUCAGAUGGUGUCGAAGCUGGUCAGACGGUAGUGCUACGUGUGAAAGCAUUUGACCUAACACUGUCCAUGAUCAACAACACGGGAGUCAUUCUUGCUCAUGGGGCCUAUUCUGUCAUAUCCACCUGGAACCUGUCCUUCGUAACCAACGCUCCAGACCAGAACCUUGAAAUUCGCUUUGAGGUAACAGAUGCCCCUCACCAAGGCAGCGUGCAACGGCUAAAAUCCAAUGGCCGUUGGAUGGCAGUCACUCACUUCACCCAGCGGCAUAUCAACCGAGGAAAGUUACGAUAUGUGCACACGAUGGGAGGAAGACCCGAAGGAGACCUUUUUCGUUUCAGCACCUCCUGCUCUGGUGUACAGGCUGUGGGAGCUCCAUUCGAGUUCCUCAUCUCUUUCCGGUCAUUGCUAUUGCAGGUCUUACAAAACCAUGAACUGACAAUUGAUGGACUUUUGGAAGGCAUUGUGGAUGCGGAGCACCUCAGCUAUGGUACGGAGCCUCUGCCCACACCACCAGACGCCAUCGUGUACACUCUCGAACAAGCACCACACUUUGGAAGCCUUACCCUAAGCCAUAGAGAAGGUUCAGAAGCUUUGCACGUGGGUGACCAGUUCACGCAACUGGACAUUGACAACCACAAAUUGGUGUACAAAUUACACCGUCGGUCCUAUGCAACCCUUGCCGAUGAGUUUCGUUUUCGAGUAGAAAUCCCCGGUGGAGCUGUCGUCUUACGAGAGCAGGCCUUCAAGGUGUGUCACGUGCCUCGAGACUCCACGGCAGUUAUCUUGAAUGAAAAGAUGACACUGCUCGAAGGCGAAGAAACGCCAGUCACCAAGCUGCAUGUUUUACUAGAGGAAUCAUCACAUGUCACCUUCAAUGUCACAAAUGCGCCAAAGCACGGUGAACUUCGUCUCCUUGAUAAGGAUCUUAAGGAAGUGGUUUCCCGGUCGCCUACCAGCUUCACAGCAGAGGACGUAUCUGCAAAGCGUCUCGUCUAUCGUCAUGAUGACUCUGAGAAUGACCGAGACUCUUUUGACUUCAUUGCGUACGAGACGGGAAGCAAUGAGGACCGAGUCUACCAUGGAACAUUCCACGUGUCUAUCAUCAUGAAAAAUGAUAAUCCUCCUGUUCGCAUCGUCGACAGAGUCUUUCACGUCGUGGCUGGUUCGGAACGACCCCUCACGGCGAAGGACUUGAAGUAUGAAGACGCAGACCUUGGCUCGAAGCCCUCAGAUAUCCAAUACACGAGGCGGACGAUACCGAACGGGAUGCUCUUUCAUGCAGACAACAUGAAUGUUCAGGUGUACCAGUUUACGCAAGAGGACAUUGACAAAGAGAAGAUAGUGUUUAGACACAGUGGGCCAGAGUACAGCAGGGCUGUGUUGUGGAUAACAGAUGGACAGUAUUAUGCGUCUGGAGUACUUGAGAUCCAAGCAUCCAAGCCCUUUCUCAAGAUUUCAAGAAACACUGGUUUGCUGGUACGAGGUGGAGAAACGGCUCAGUUGUCCUCAGCCAACCUGUCUGUGGAGACCAACGUACAAGCAUCACUGGAGAGCCUUGCCUACAAGGUGACCUCACAUCCACGGCAUGGAGUUGUUCUAGUGCAUGGAAGGGAGGCUCGCCAGUUCAGCCAGGCGGAUCUAGACAGUCAAGCCGUGGAAUACGAGAGCGAGGACCAUCCAGAAAUGACUGGAGGAUACCAGGAUGCCUUUCAAUUCAUCGCUUACUUAGGAGAUACCAUUUCAGCUCCGGGAACGUUCAUCUUUAGUGUGUAUCCAGACAGCUUCUGGGAACCCCUGCAAGUUCUGCAGAAUAAGACUCUAUUCGUUGACGAAGGAAGCACUGCAACAGUGGAUGCAACCAUUCUGGAAGUAACCCAUCCUGAUGUAGAUCCAGGCAACAUCACCUUCACAGUAACUGAGCUUCCUCUGCACGGCCAGCUACAGCUACAAGAGAGACUAUGUUCGACAUUCGCACAAUCUCAAAUCAGUGCAGGUCUCUUACGGUACGUCCACACUGACAAGAAUGGAAGCAGAGAUACCAUUCUCUUUGACGUUACCAAUGGCAUCACGACUGUGUCCUCACUUGGAUUGAGCAUACGCGUGGUUCCUCAGGUGCUGCUUCUCCAAGCGGGGAACAUAACCGUCGCCGAAGGUGGUCAGACAGUCCUCACCAGUUCUGCCGUGUCUAUGGGUCUGUUUGGCGAGCUUCUCAGUGAGCUUCUGGUCAUUGAACCACCGAAACACGGACAGCUCAGUGCUACUGCCUUUGCUCCGAGUGCAUUGGCUGCCGGAGUUCUCCACUACCAACAUGAUGGCAGCGAGACGUCGCGCGAUUGGUUCACGUUAGUCGCACGUGGUCCUGGUGCUCGUGAAAGUUUGCCGGCUACAGUUCAUAUCAAGGUUGACCCUGUCAAUGACGAAGCGCCGUACGUAGCCAAUAAUACUGGCUUGGAUCUCUGGGAGGGAGCAGUUGCUGUCAUAUCGGCAAAGCAUUUAGCGGCCUUGGACGACGACUCACAACCUGAAGAGCUAACGUUCACCAUAUCCACUCCCAGCAAUGGCUAUGUGGCACUCAAUAACGAUUCCAGAAGUCCCAUCCUCACUUUCACGCAGGAGAUGAUCAACAGAGCUGUCGUGCUCUUUGUUCAUACUGGGUCAGCUGCGGGCGGCUUCAAAUUCCAAGUAAGUGAUGGGGUCAACAAGGACUCACCACACAUCUUCACAGUCAACGCUCGUCAUUUAGAAAUCACCCUAGAACAUAACAAGACACUGAGUGUCCUUCCACGAACCCAGCAAUCCAUCACACGUGACCACCUGCUGGCCACUUGCAGUGACCAUAGCCGCGAAGUUACUUACGUUGUUGUCCGUCCUCCACGUCUUGGACGCCUGCUUCGUGAGAACAAGGAUGGAUCUCUGACACCCCUCGCUCGGUUUACACAAGCUGAUGUUGACAACUACCUCGUCCUCUACGAACACACAGAACACAUGUCAGGUGUCGACGCUCAAGACUCCAUCUUUCUCGACGUCGAAACUGUCAACGCUACGCCUCUCAAAGGAGUCACUUUUGGUAUCCGGAUAACGUUGGGAGACUUAGGUUCACGAUCCUUAGAUUCAUUAGUGCGGUUAGAAACGCCAAUAGUUGAAGAAGGAGGCGUUGUCGCUGUAGACACAAUAGAUGUCUCGAGCCUUCUAGACCUCUGGCAAGGGAGAGAUGAUUUUGCAAAGAGGCUCAGGAUUUGUGUCACGUCAAUGCCCAGCCGAGGUUGGCUUCAGCUCAACGGCGACAAUUACACUGGGUGCUGUAGCCCGGAAGUGCUCAAGCAGGGACGACUUCUUUAUACCCACGAUGGUUCAGACACAAUGGAGGACUUGUUCGGCGUCGGAAUCUACAUCGCUGGCGCUAAUGGACAACCGGAGGUCUCAAUAUACAACGGAACAGUGCGCAUUCAAGUAUUGCCAGUCAACGAUCAACCAUUCCAUCUUACAACACCCAAGCCUCGUAUUGAAGUCGUCAGAGGUUAUAGGACAUUGCUAAUGCGUAAUGAUGUGUUCACUGAAGACUUGGAUGAUGUGCCUUCAGACUUGGUCUAUGAACUGGAUAAGAGACCAAAUCACAUUCAUUUCACUGUUUUGAAUCAAGUUCGGGUGCAUAAUUUUACACAGAAAGACAUAGAUGAUAAUAAUGUGUAUGUCGUCCACGAUGGAUCAACCAACUCGGACGCAGUGGAACUGUUUGUUGGAGACGGAGUUCACGGGGUGUCACACUUUGUCCUGCAGGUAGACAUUGUUCCUGUGCAAAUUGAAGUGGUGAACGCAAGCACUUUGACCAUCAUUCAGGGUAGUACAAGUGCGGUUAUGUCACCGGAAGUGAUAGGAGUAUGGACCAAUGGAGACAGAGAUACUCUGGUGUAUAAUGUGACAUCACCUCCCAAACGAGGCAGUUUAGUUUUCAACGACAGGGGCACAGUGAACUUGUUUGUGCAAAGGGACAUAGACGAUGGUCUAGUUACUUAUGAGCAGGACGAUCUUUCAGUGGCUGAUGAUUCCUUCGUGUUGUGCAUAUCAAAUGCACCCGAUGCAGUGCUUGUAGGCCAUGUAGUUAACGUGAGUGUCAGAGCAUUAGUGCGACAGAGAAUGCUGGUAUUGCAACCCGGCCUGUCUGCGCUCAUCACUGCAGAUUUCCUCGAUGCGUCAAAGCUGGCAGCACAGACUAACAGCAACCCCCGAUAUGAAAUCACCCAUCCACCGCACCUUGGAUCUAUUCGGCGUGCUGAUAAACGAACCCAGCGAGCUGUUACUUAUACUCAAGUCACUUCAUUCUCUCAUGAAGACGUCAUCAACGAGACCAUCUCGUACAAGAGCCAGCUCAGGCUCACUCAAGACACAGAAGAUAGUUUUGAUUACCUCCUGUACGCUCCGGGAGUGCAACCAGGUCAAGGUCGCUUCUCCAUCACCCUGACACCACCUAGACGACCUCCGUCAACCACAGCAGCAACAAAGGAGCAACAGACAUCUACAGCACGACCAACAGGGCCAACAGUUGUUGAGCCGGGCCCUCUGCUCCUUACUAAUGAGCAUCUACUCGCGAUAGCAGCAGGAGCAGGCGUUCUACUCCUAGCAGUCUUAGCUGUAGUUGUCCUUCUACUUUGUGGAGCCAAGCGAUCCAAGACGCCCAAGAAAAGAGAGCCUCAACCUCAGCGCGCAGUCCUCAUGGACGACGUUCCAGCUUCAACUCCGCCGGCUGUGCCGCCGACUUCUCCGUCUAGCACAAGCAGCGAACAGAGAGACUUUGACUCUCUGCCGCCACCCUACGCGGGGGUUGAAAUCAGUCCUGCAGUGCCCACGUGCAAGGUGACUCCAUUGGGACGGGAAGCUGCAGCUUAUGGUCUGCCUUCUUCAGACGCGACCAGCGAGAGUGAAGAAUGGAAUGACCAUGCGGGAGGUUUUGCUGCACCACCUACUACUGUGCUCAGGAAGAAUCAGUACUGGGUGUAAACACAUCAUGGUCUGCUUCAGUGUUUCAUUGUGCCUGAAACGCAGUGCUCAAGAAACGUCUUCUCUUGCAGGUUCUCAUGGACACUCCUCGCGAUACAUCUAUUUUUCUGCAUGUCAUCUUCCAGAUAUAUGUGAUGCUCUGUUGUCAAUCCUGGUUCAAUAUGUCAGUUUCUGCAUUUCAAGGUCGACACAUGUUGACGCUAGUACUUACUUACUUACUACAUCUAUUUAAAAUUAUGCUGUAUGUAGCGCACUCUUCUCUUUUUACCAAAAUUGAAGCCCAAUGAAGUUGUCGCCAAACACUUUACAGGAUACAGUGCGGUCGACUAGUAAGCAAAAAUUGCAUUUCUAGGGCGAGGGUACAGAUAUCACCUGUUUUAUAUGAUAAAAUCUAAAUGAAUGCAUUCGGGAUUUGUCCUACAAAUAACAGCACCUUUGGAGUAUCCUUGAUUUUUCUUUGCUCAAAUGGAACUACCUUGAAGAUGCAGAGCCCUUGUGCAAAAUUGAUAGACCUAUCAGGUCAUUCCAGUAACACAUACGUAUAAUUAUAGCUAUAAUUUGUGGCUUUACACAGGAGGGAUCCUAUGGAAAGUUUACAUGAAGGCAUUUUCCUUUUUCUCAAAUGCCCUACCACAGGUAUGACCUCCGGCCACGCCACUGAGUCAUUCGAGUGCCCACAAGAUGUCUUCCUCUAGUGUACAGCUUGGGACAAAAGUUCACCCAACACCGGGGUGUCGCAUUUUUCCAUUGGAGCGACACCCUAGCAGCAAACAGAAGCGGACGCACAUACUGAGAGAUGGAUUUCUUAUUCCAUCUCUUCCUGACAACUAGCAGGGGACCGAUCCGAUGAAGAAAUAUGCCAGUGCCGUGUUCCGUGAACUUUUGUCCCAAGCUCUACAUGCCUUUUCACUGUAUACAUGCUGUAAAUGUUAUUAUACUGUCAAGUGUUAACGUUAAGUUCAAUCACGAGUGAUGUUUCACAUUGUAACGAGGAGAAAUGCUUGUUUUUCUGUCGGAGCAAUGCCAGUCCCUAACCAAUGGUAGAGAGGAUUUCUUCGGCAAAAUCAUUUGGACAAAGGGACAUUUUGUUUCUUUUUUUUUACAAUAGUUGUUGUAUUACUCUUUCUCUAGAUCAUUCUCUGUCAUUGUCAUUGCAUGAGCAUCGCAUUGUUGCUGCACACUGCCUGUUACUUUGAAAAUGUAGGGCAAUAUCGACAACGAAGCUGCAAUAUGAUGUGGAAAUAAGGGUUGUCCAUUUUACAACACUGUCAUCUGGUAUCGCCAAAAGACACACAAUAUACUACGUAUUUGCUUCAAGUCCAAAGAAAACCUUGGAAUAACUCGAGUAGAAAAUGAAAUAGCAAACACCAGUUGGCAAUCUAUUUCCAUAACAUAUUGAGGACAAAGCAAGUAGAGGUGUGAGCCACUCAUUGAAAGUGGGACCAAUGCAUGUAAUUUACCAUUGCACACAUGUAAAAAUAUCCUAGUGUCUGCAACAGCAAAGAGAAAAGCAAUUUACAUGGGGUGUCAUUUAAUGUAAAUAAUGUAUUUACCCGGCCAAAACAACUUUCUCUUACUGCCAAAUUCUUGCUCAAUCACAAAGUAGUAUAUGAUUCUUGACAGCGGCCAUCUAUGUGGAUUUUGGGACUAUUUGGAACUGUUGCUUUUGAUGAUGAUGAUGAUGAUAUCUGACUGGUAGAGAGUGGCUGCCUUCACAAAGAAAGGGCUUCCUGAAAAUAAAAAAGUUUCUCACAUUUCUCA
Messenger RNA from Ornithodoros turicata, 8917 nucleotides. RefSeq names its product chondroitin sulfate proteoglycan 4-like. The record is from RefSeq and is a predicted model, not a curated record. Gene Ontology annotation, biological process: anatomical structure morphogenesis. The transcript is spliced from 19 exons. Lineage: Eukaryota; Metazoa; Arthropoda; Arachnida; Ixodida; Argasidae. Bases 233 to 7156 code for a protein of 2307 amino acids.